GCGGCUGUCUGAGCGUGAUAUAUUUUUUCCUUUCAAAUGUAGCCCACAUUUCGUGAUGGUAUUUCUAGAUUCUUUUUCAAUGUCAAGUCCAAAACCUCGCCAAGGUCCUUCUCCUCCUUCGGUAGAACAAAUUUUGGAAGAUCUAUCGGCAGCAAAAGAUGACGACGUUGUUUUCAAGUCACCAAUGUUGGGAGAACAUGUGAGCCUUCAUGCAACUCGUGAUCAGACUAAAGGCAAAACAAACAUCUCAGCGAGUCACUCGGAUAAAACAGAAAAUGUUUUGGAACAUUCUACUGGUGGAAGAGAGGUGUCUGAAGAUAAAGGAAGUGCUGAUGAAGGCAAAACUAAAAGUCAGUCAAAUGAACAACUGUAUGGCACAGUUGCCUCAUUUCUGGAACAGUUUAAAUCACUUGAAUCGUCUCAAGAACAGCUGAGUAGUCUAGAAGGAGAUUUGAAAUCCAAACAAGAGGAUCUGGAGGAAGCCAUCAGCAAAGUGAAAGAUGCUUGGAAGGUUGACAAGAAUGACUUUUAGUGAUUGACAUGUUGAGCUUGAUCUUAGUGGGACCACUACUGGCUUUUUAGCUUGAGUAAUGAAACAUCUUGUUUCUUACACUAAAUUCAUCCCUUGUUGAAGAGGAGUCAUAGUAUCAUACUGAGCAGUGUGGUAGAUGUUUCUUUGAUGGGCUAUUACUUUGUUCUGGUUGUUUUCAUGCUAUAAACAGCCUAUCAUGUGCACUUCACUGAUCUUUGUAGAUUAACAUCAUCAAUGUGGAAUUUUUUGGGUGAAAUCUCAGAUCAUUCCCUCGUGAGACAAACUAACUGCAUGGAGAGAGAAACAUAGUUAACUUAGUGAACUAACUAACUUACAUGGACUGGAAGAGGUGGCAAAUGAUCACUUAUAAAUAGUUGGUCUCUGAAAAGUUUUGAUCUCAACGUGAAAUCCUUUGUAAUCAGCAAGGGUAUUUCACAUGUGGGACAUUGAAUACACUGUUUCCUUGUAGUUGGUUUCACCCAUGUUUGCUUGUAGCUAGCUUCUACCUAUUGGAAUUUAGGACAGCAUUAUAUUGCAUUUGGCCCUUUUCCAACAAGUAAAAGCUAGCGGCAAGCCGACAUGAGUGAAACUAACCACAAGCAAACAGUGCAUUCAGCGUUUUGCAAAAUACCCCUGCCGCUUUGUAAUGAGUUACUUAGUCUAAUUUUUGUGGUGUGCCUUUCAGCCUUGCAGUCUAAAAUGAUUUAAGAUGUGGUUUUAGAUUUUCAAACAAGGGUCUGUAUCUUGAUGAGUCUUGGAGUUUAACAAUUUUGUCUCUUCAACUUGAGUCUUAUGAACAGGGAGAGAGUUUUUAUGGUGUAACAAGAGAUGAAAAUUGUUCUAGAAGUAGUAUAACCAUAUGCUAGGAUUGAAACAAUAGUUUUUAAAAUGAACUUUCCAACUUUUUGUUUUGAAGACUUUCAUUCUUUUUACUUAGAAUAUUGUAGUUGAAAAAGGAUAUCUCAAAAUGCAAAUACUAGUCAUUGUGCACUGCCUUGUACACAGUUUUACAAAACAGGAAUGAUUAUUUAUUUUAAACUAUUUAAACCAGCUGUCAAAGUAUGGUCAUUCUUUGUGAUGACAAUAAAUAAUUUAUGAAAUGA
Molecule: messenger RNA, 1635 nt
Organism: Orbicella faveolata
Lineage: Eukaryota; Metazoa; Cnidaria; Anthozoa; Scleractinia; Merulinidae
Source: RefSeq, a predicted model, not a curated record